AUGAUAGUCAACCAACUUGGAAGUUGGACAAUCCAACAAAGGCUGGAUAGUAUGGAGGGAAGAAUCAAUUGUAAACAAUUUAGGAUAAGAGAAGGUUAUGGAAAAUUUCUACCAUCUUAUAAGGCAUGGGGGAACAGAAGAUGGGGUGCAAAAUCAAAUGGUCAAUCAGAUGGAGUUGCAGAUAUGCGUCUUGGACAUGGUGCAGAAUGGGAUAUGAAUGAUGGAGGCCAUGGCCAAAUUGGGUGCUGCGUGGUCCUGAAAAUUCUCAGCAAGAUUCCGGAGGACUUUUAUCAAACAGCAACUGGGCAUUCAUUACCUUCCCAUACACUGCAAUACCUCACUUUCAUCGACUUCUUUUCUCUCUUCUUCUUCAACAUAAACAUGGUUAAGAUGGAAGAGGAUAAAGAGAGAAAAAUUGUGCUGACAAAGCCAUUAACAAUAGGAAGAGAAUCUGAUUCAGACUCGUAUAAAGCUCCUAAUCUUAUGCAACGAAUACUCAGUUUAUUCAAGAAUGUACGCCCCGGUUCUGAUCUUACACGCUUUCAGCUUCCACCACUAUUCAACUUACCGAAGUCACAACUUCAGUGCUAUGGUGAAUCAGUGUAUUGCACAGGUUCAGACUUGCUAAGCAUGUGCAACAAUGGUGAGAGUCCUAUGGACAGGUUCAUAUCUGUUGUAGCAUGGAGCAUAUCUACCUCUCGCCCUGUGACUUUUGGGGUUGCUCCUUAUAAUCCAAUUCUUGGUGAGACACACCAUGUUUCAAAGGGAAACCUUAAUGUGUUAUUGGAGCAGAUUUCACAUCACCCUCCAGUAACUGCUCUCCACGCAACAGAUGAGAAGGAAAACAUUGAAAUGAUAUGGUGUCAGCGACCUGAUCCGAAGUUUAAUGGCACAUCAGUUGAAGCUAAGGUGCAUGGUAUACGGCAGCUGAAGCUACUAAAUCAUGGUGAAACAUAUGAAAUGAAUUGCCCUCAUCUUUUACUUAGAAUUAUUCCAGUUACUUCGGCUGAUUGGGCUGGCACAGUUACUAUACGGUGCCAAGAGACAGGCCUAGUAGCUGAGUUAUCUUACAGAUCAAGUAAUUCCUUUCUAGGGUUUGGGGGGAACCAUAGAGUGAUCAAAGGAAAGAUCCUUGACUCUUCAUCAUUGAAAGUUCUAUAUGAAGUUGAUGGUCAUUGGGAUAGCAUUGUAAAGUUGAAGGAUACAAAAAAGGGGCAAGUAAGAGUAAUAUAUGAUGCAAAUGAAGUUCUGACAGGUCUAGAAACUCCUAUACUCAAGGAUUCGGAGAGAGUGUGGCCAACAGAAUCAGCCCAUGUUUGGGGAAAACUCAGCGAAGCCAUUAUGAACAAAGACUGGGAGAAAGCAAGAGAAGCAAAGGUAGAAGUGGAAGAAAGACAAAGAGAUCUCGUGAAAGAAAGAGAGUCAAAAGGAGAAACAUGGAUUUCUAAGCAUUUUGUAGUAUCAAACAAUAAAGAGGGGUGGGAAUGUUCACCUAUUCAAAAGACUGUUCCAGUUGCCCCCAUCACAGCACAAUAA
Molecule: messenger RNA, 1536 nt
Organism: Sphenostylis stenocarpa
Lineage: Eukaryota; Viridiplantae; Streptophyta; Magnoliopsida; Fabales; Fabaceae
Source: the annotation of a GenBank genome assembly